AUGGCAGGUCCAAGAAAUGUGCGUACACUAAAUGGAAAUGGAAACCGUAAUGAUGAUGUAAUGGGCCCAAAAGAAUUCUGGUUGAGUAUCCCCCCAGUAACAAGAACUUUAUUCACUCUAGCUAUCGCCAUGACGAUUGUUGCUCGUUUACAUCUAAUCGGUGGGCAGUACUUUGCUUACGUGUGGAGUUCAACAUUCAAGAAGGUCCAGCUAUGGAGACUUCUCACUUCUUGCCUGAUGCUUUCGCCCAGGGCCAUGCCUGCGCUGAUGGAAUUGUAUAGUAUUUAUGAUAGGUCAUCACAAUUGGAGCGAGUACAUUUUGGUCCCGGCUUGUCCAAUAGACGAGGACCAUUGGUUACAGUGGAUUAUGUGUACUAUCUGUGCUUCUGUAUACUAACUAUUACUAUGGCGACUACAAUCCUCUAUGGAUCCAAUUACCUCUUUGUACUGACGUCUGGGUUCAUAUCGUGUAUUACGUAUACUUGGUCGAUCGACAAUGCCAAUGUACAGAUCAUGUUUUAUGGGUUGAUCCCUGUUUGGGGCAAAUACUUUCCCUUAAUUCAAUUGUUUAUCUCUUUUGUUUUCAACGAGGGCGAUUUCGCGAUCUCAUUAAUCGGGUUUGCUACAGGUUACCUUUACACAUGUUUAGAUACUCAUACACUGGGGCCAAUCUGGGGAAUGAUAUCCAGAAAAUCUGAUACAACUUACGGAAUAUUGCCCAAUGGGAAGUUCCCAACCCCAUGGUGGUUCACUAGACUGUAUGCUCGCAUAACGGGCGCCCAUAAUGAGCCAGCAAUACUCAACAGUAACUUUGUCAAUGCACCAUCAACACCAAGAGAGACAAGAACUUUUAGUGGAAGAGGCCAAAGAUUGGGUACGGCUUCUGCAACAUCGUCUCAAUCUAGCGGCACAAAUUCGGCCAGGACUUCUGGAAGCCAAUUAAGGAGCGGCUCGUCAAGCUUGAACCAAUUCCAAGGCCGUGGUCAACGAGUUGGACAAACAAACAGUACGUAUAACCCACAAUAA
Saccharomyces mikatae IFO 1815 is the source of this 1026-nucleotide messenger RNA. It is a transcript of the gene DFM1, whose product is annotated as Dfm1p. Gene Ontology annotation, molecular function: misfolded protein binding; ubiquitin-specific protease binding. Gene Ontology annotation, biological process: endoplasmic reticulum unfolded protein response. Gene Ontology annotation, cellular component: Hrd1p ubiquitin ligase ERAD-L complex; endoplasmic reticulum membrane. Lineage: Eukaryota; Fungi; Ascomycota; Saccharomycetes; Saccharomycetales; Saccharomycetaceae. The record is from RefSeq and is a predicted model, not a curated record. The coding region runs from base 1 to 1026 and encodes 341 amino acids. The transcript has a single exon.